This is a messenger RNA of Rhodofomes roseus, 963 nucleotides long. RefSeq lists its product as uncharacterized. The coding region runs from base 1 to 963 and encodes 320 amino acids. The record is from RefSeq and is a predicted model, not a curated record. Lineage: Eukaryota; Fungi; Basidiomycota; Agaricomycetes; Polyporales; Fomitopsidaceae. The transcript is spliced from 7 exons.
AUGAGGAACGACCUCAAGAAGAAGGUGAAGCAGGUUGUCAAUGAGGCGUACAGAUUUGCGGGGCUGAAAGCACCUAAGAAGGAGGCUCUGGUGACGUGGCUGCUGAAGACCUACAAGCAGUGCGUGAAGGGAGGCUACGCCUACGUGCCUUACUUCACCUUCCCAGUGUUGGAGGUUGUCUGGACAGACGGGCAGAAGAGCAAGGGUGGUAGUCAGGUCGACGAGCAGAAGAGCAAACUGGCCAACACAAAGCUGUUCCAGCACCCUGCCAUCGCCAAGCUCAUCUACGCGUUCUGGUUCAGCUUAUCGCAUAAGGAGGUGAGAGAUUGGCGCAAGAAGUUCAGCAGCAUCCUGGACAACCUCAUUGCCCUGGUCUGCAAUGCACUGGACGUGGCUAUCAAGGACCAUCUGCAGACCAGUGCAAGCAAUGUGCUGGACUUGCAAUUCUCGAACAAGAUCUACAUGCCAAAGGGUCUGCUCAGGUGGAACGACCACAUGACAAUCCUUGAGGAGAUGCACAAAGUGCGCCCAGAGGUAUACCAAUGCAUGAACAGUGGCAUCUGGACCCGCGUCAACCGAGCCAAUGAGGAGAGUCUGCCUAGCCAACCGCAGGGCUUCAACUGGGAUGACAUAUCUGCGGAUGACAUCGAGGAAAUGGAGUGCGAGGGUGAGGAGGACAAGGUGGAGAGCGAGGAUGAGGCCAACACAAAGGACAGGCAGGGAACCUCAUUGCGAGAGCUGUCUGCAGCUGCAACGGAGGAGGCAGCUCGGGAUUCUCAGGACGGCGCUGAGGGGGCCGAAGGGAGUGCAGGACAAGAUGAAGCAGGCACGUCCAGGAUCACGACAGCAACAAAGCCUAGGUCCAGUAUGCUGCUGAGGACAGAGGACAUCACCGGUGUGAGGAUCAAGGUGCUUGAGACCCAGACGUUGCCACCAUUUGACAAGAAUGCACUCCACAAAUGA